GUCGGCGGGACUUCCGUGUUGGCGGGAUUCUGAACGCUGCCAUGGCUCAGACCGUGCAGAACGUUACAUUGUCGCUCACUCUGCCCAUCACGUGCCACAUCUGCUUGGGGAAGGUACGCCAGCCUGUUAUAUGCGUCAACAACCAUGUAUUUUGUUCAAUUUGUAUCGAUUUGUGGUUGAAGAAUAAUAGCCAAUGUCCAGCCUGCAGAGUCCCCAUCACUCCUGAAAAUCCUUGCAAAGAGAUUAUUGGAGGAACAAGUGAAAGUGAACCUAUACUGAGCCAUACAGUCAGGAAGCACCUUCGGAAAACUAGACUUGAAUUACUCCACAAAGAAUAUGAGGAUGAAAUAGAUUGUCUACAGAAAGAGGUAGAAGACCUUAAGAGUAAAAAUCUCAGCUUGGAGUCACAGAUCAAGACUAUUCUGGAUCCUUUAACCUUGAUGCAGGGCAACCAAAAUGAAGACAAACAUCCAGUUGCAGAUAAUCCAAGUAAAAUUGACCCAGAAACUGUAGCAGAGUGGAAGAAAAAACUUAGAACAGCUAGUGAAAUCUACGAAAAAGUGAAAGAUGAUGUGGAAAAGUUGAAGGAGGCAAAUAAAAAAUUGAAAUUGGAAAAUGGUGGCCUGGUGAGGGAGAAUUUACGACUGAAAGCUGAAGUUGAUAACAGAUCACCCCAGAAGUUUGGAAGGUUUACAGUAGCUGCUCUUCAGUCCAAAGUAGAACAGUAUGAACGUGAAACCAAUCGCCUCAAGAAAGCCCUGGAACGAAGUGAUAAAUAUAUAGAGGAACUAGAAUCUCAAAUUACACAGCUAAAAAAUUCAAGUGAUGAGAAGGAAGCUAUGAAUUCCAUUUGCCAGAGAGCACUUUCUACAGAUGGCAAGGGGAGCAAAGGCACCGAGGAGGAUAUGGCGUCCAAGAAUCAAGGUGAUGGUGCCAGAAAGCAGCUUGGCUCAUCAACCUUGAAUUCACACCUGGCAAAACCUUCUAGCAGUUCUGUCAGACAGGAAAGCACCAGCAAAACAGAACCAAAUUGUUCUAAGAACAAAGACUUAUAUCACAAACGGGUGGAAAUAAUGUUAGAUGUGACAGAUACAAGUAUGGAUACUUAUUUGGAAAGAGAAUGGGGUAAUAAGCCAAGUGAUUGUGUAUCCUACAAAGAUGAAGAACUCUAUGAUCUUCCAGCUCCCUGUACUCCUUUGUCCCUUAGUUGCCUUCAGCUCAAUACGCCAGAAAAUAGAGAGAGCUCUGUGGUCAAAGCGGGAGGUUCCAGAAAGCACUCAAACCAUCUCAGAAAACUGGUGUUUGAUGAUUUUUGUGAUUCUCCGAAUGUUUGUAAUAAAGAUUCUUCAGAAGAUGAUAGAAGUGAAAGUGAGAAGAAAUCAGAAUGUUUUACUUCCCCAAAGACAGGGUUUUGGGAUUGUUGUUCCACGAGCUAUGACCCCAGCUUGGAUUUUGAAAGCUCAGAAGAGAACACGAUAGCAAAUUGUGUUGGAGAAAUUUCUUCAAAAUUGAGUGAGAAAUCAGGCUCAUGUUUAUCCAAGAGAUUGAAUUCUCUCCGCUCCUUUGAAAUGAAUCGGACAAGAACAUCCAGCGAAGCAUCAAUGGAUGCGGCUUACCUUGACAAAAUCUCGGAGUUGGAUUCAAUGAUGUCAGAGUCAGACAACAGCAAGAGCCCUUGUAAUAACGGUUUUAAGUCAUUGGAUUUGGAUGGCUUAGCAAAGUCAUCUCAAGGCAGUGAAUUCCUUGAGGAACCAGAUAAGCUGGAAGAAAGAACUAAACCAAACCUUUCUAAAGGUUCUCUAACUACUGAUCAGUUAGAAAAUGGAAAUGAAUGGAAACCCAAUUCUUUUUUUCUCCUCUCUCCAUCUGACCAGGAAAUGAAUGAGGAUUUUUCACUCCAUCCCAGUUCUAACCCAGGAACCAAUGAAAUCAAACCCCCAAGCUGUUUGUUUCAGACUGAGUUUUCCCAGGGUGUUUUGUUAAGCAGUUCACACAGGCUAUUUGAAGAUCAAAGGUUUGGGUCAUCUUUGUUUAAGAUGUCCUCAGAGAUGCAUGGUCUUCAUAACCACCUUCAGUCUCCUUGGUCUGCUUCCUUUGUGCCCGAAAAGAGGAAUAAAAAUGUGAAUCAAUCAACAAAAAGAAAAAUCCAGAGCAGCCUUUCCAAUGCCAGCCCAUCAAAAGCAACUAAAAGUUGACUCAUUAGAAAGGUGUCAUUUAUGUUUUUGUCCUGAGAGGAAUAUAAGAUUUCAAAGUUAGUUUUUUCCGCUCAUAAAAGCUCUAUACCAUUUUGAACUGAUAAUCUUUCGUCAGGUGUCAAGUCAGAAUGGUGGAUUAGCCUGUACCCAGGAUACUUUUGUUCACUUUGAAGAGUUUUAGUCUUUUUCAUUUUCAUUUGGGGAUCUUUUUGACCAGAAAAGGUAGGGUGAGAGUUUCUUUUUAAUGAAUAUUAUACAUAUCUGGUUUGGGUAUAUUUUGUUUUCUUGAAGCCUCAGUUAUCUUUAGAACUUGGAUUUUUUAAAUAAAACUUUCGGUGUUGUCCACACACUGCUCAUAAGACACUUGAGUUUCUUUAAAGCUUUUCCUAGGGUGGAAAUUAUUUUGCCUGCCUCUUUUUAUUUAUGUUUAGUGAUAGCCUAACUUUUAUUCGAGGCCAUGAUGGAGA
Molecule: messenger RNA, 2662 nt
Organism: Lagenorhynchus albirostris (white-beaked dolphin)
Lineage: Eukaryota; Metazoa; Chordata; Mammalia; Artiodactyla; Delphinidae
Gene: OBI1
Product: ORC ubiquitin ligase 1
Exons: 6
Coding region: 42-2195 (717 amino acids)
Biological process (GO): protein monoubiquitination; regulation of DNA replication
Molecular function (GO): ubiquitin-protein transferase activity
Source: RefSeq, a predicted model, not a curated record